Molecule: messenger RNA, 1256 nt
Organism: Cavia porcellus (domestic guinea pig)
Lineage: Eukaryota; Metazoa; Chordata; Mammalia; Rodentia; Caviidae
Gene: Arhgdib
Product: Rho GDP dissociation inhibitor beta
Exons: 6
Coding region: 190-792 (200 amino acids)
Biological process (GO): Rho protein signal transduction
Cellular component (GO): membrane; cytoplasm; cytosol
Molecular function (GO): protein binding; Rho GDP-dissociation inhibitor activity
Source: RefSeq, a predicted model, not a curated record
UUGGCUGAUCAAGAUAGAGGCUGUGCAAAGGAACAGGAUUAGAGACAGCCCAGGGUUUCCUUUUUGAGGAGGUUAAAACAUUUUUUUUUCUCGCUGACUUCCUUCCUGUUCUAACUGCCAGCACUCAGAAGUCAGAGUUGAGAGACAGAGGCACACGACAGGACAGAGACGUGACCGCUGAAUAUCACGAUGACAGAAAAGGACACAGAGCCACAGCUGGAUGAAGGUGACGAUGAGCUAGACAGCAAGCUCAAUUACAAGCCACCACCUCAGAAGUCCUUGAAGGAGCUGCAGGAGAUGGAUAAAGAUGAUGAAAGUCUUACUAAGUACAAGAAGACCCUGCUGGGAGAUGCACCUGUUGUUGCAGACCCAACACUCCCAAAUGUGACCGUCACACGGCUCACUCUGGUUUGUGAUAGUGCACCAGGACCAAUCACCAUGGACCUUACCGGGGACCUUGAAGCUCUCAAAAAAGAAACCUUUGUGCUAAAAGAAGGUAUUGAAUAUAGAGUCAAAAUUCACUUCAAAGUAAACAAGGAUAUUGUGUCAGGCCUGAAAUAUGUUCAGCACACCUAUCGGACUGGGCUGAAAGUGGAUAAAGCAACAUUUAUGGUUGGUAGCUAUGGGCCUCGACCGGAGGAGUAUGAGUUCCUCACUCCAGUCGAAGAGGCUCCCAAGGGCAUGCUGGCCAGAGGCACCUACCACAACAAGUCCUUCUUCACCGAUGACGACAAGCACGACCACCUCACCUGGGAAUGGAACCUGUCCAUUAAGAAGGACUGGACAGAAUGAGUGCAUCUGCCUGCUCUCCCUCCUACCCUUACCACCUGGGAGAAUCCUCCCAGCCAUGCUGAUCGUCCUGUCCGUCUUCCCUCCCUCGCCCCUGUUCCCAGCUGGGACCCUUCUCCAAUGCCCCCCACAUUUCCUCAUGACGUGUCUCUACCCUUGUCUCUCAAAGCAGUCCCCGGAGAGCACAUGAGGCUUAAACCCUGCCUGCUCCAAGUUCUCCAUCUCAUUUAACGUCUCUCUAACCUGUUCCUAUUUGAGCAAUUAGAGGUCCAAAAAUUGGCAAACUACCAUUAUCAGUUCUUCUGCCUUAGGUUUAGUAGCUCAUUCCCAUCCCUGGAUUCUUUUGGGGUUGCUGCUGGCUCAAUGACUCCCUUGUAAUAUGUCCUACCAGUUGGGGUUCUUCUUAUGUGGGAGACACUGUAAACAUAAGAGAGUAAGAAUAAAACCACUGUAUGUUCUGAGUGAGA